AUGCGAUACGCGAUCUCUCAACCAAGCGAAUAUCUCGUGCUUACGGGUGCUGGGAUCGACGAUAUACGGAUAUGCAAGAAAGCCAUUGUCAUGCCAUGGCAGCGAUGCGCGAGGAUCUCUGUCGCGCCUUUCGACUUCUCCCUCAACCUCCAAGCCAUGACUACUGAAAAGCUGCAGUUCUCGCUACCCGCCGUCUUUACAAUCGGCCCCGACAACGAAGCCGAGGCCCUAAAGAAAUAUGCGUUGCUUCUGUCUGGCAGCACCUCCGAGGCAGAUUUGGCUAAGGCCAAGGAUCUGACGAACCCAACAAGACGAAAUCAUGUCCAAGACAUUGUCAAGGGUAUCAUUGAAGGCGAGACUCGCGUAAUCGUCUCCAGCAUGACUAUGGAAGAGAUAUUCAAGGAGAGACAGGUUUUCAAGACAAAGGUCAUUCGAAACGUCCAGAGCGAGCUUGAACAGUUUGGACUGAAAAUUUAUAACGCCAACGUGAAGGAGCUCCAGGAUACGCCAGGCAGCGAGUACUUCGCCUUCCUUAGCCGUAAAGCUCAUGAAGGAGCCCUCAAUCAGGCCAAGAUUGAUGUGGCUGAGGCACGAAUGAGGGGAGAAAUCGGUGAGGCCGAAAAGAAAGGACGAGCGAAACAGGAGAUCUCGAAGAUCGAUGCCGACACUGCAGUUUUGGAGGCGAAGCGGAAGGCCGAAAAGGCCAAGGCAGACUCUGAGCUCAUGAACCGUCAGACCGAGCUAGAUAAGAGCGUUCGGCUUGCCAAAAUUGCAGCCCAACGUCAAGCAGAAGUAAGGGACGCAGAGCUGCAGAAACAGGUUGAGUCCAAGCGUGCAGAAACAGAGCUCGAACGCCUACGAGCCGUGGAAGUCACGAAAAGCAAGGUUGCACGAGAAUCUGCUCAAGAAAAUGCAGACGCUUCCUUCUAUACAAAACAGAAAGCCGCAGAUGCACAGCUUUACAGGCAAAAGAUGGAAGCCGAUGCGACCUAUUAUCGCCAGAGCAAAGACGCAGACGCCGCUUUUUAUCAGCAGAAGCGCGAGGCAGAAGGAAUUCUAGAGACGGCCAAAGCAUAUGGCGCGCUCGUCGAUUAUAGGAUGCUGGAGACCGGCACUUACGAGAAGCUGGCUCAGGCAAACGGUCUCGCUAUUCAAGAUCUUAAACCCAGGAUCACUACAUGGAACACUGGGAAUGGGUCCAGCUCCAAUGACACGAUGGGCCCAAUCAGGGACAUUAUGCAGAGUCUUCCGCCGCUUUUCAGCACAAUCCAUGAACAGACUGGCAUUUCACCGCCGACUUGGUUGGCUCAGAUGCCCUCCGGUCAGCAAAAUUAG
Messenger RNA from Aspergillus viridinutans, 1335 nucleotides. RefSeq names its product flotillin domain protein. Gene Ontology annotation, biological process: protein localization to plasma membrane. Lineage: Eukaryota; Fungi; Ascomycota; Eurotiomycetes; Eurotiales; Aspergillaceae. Gene Ontology annotation, cellular component: plasma membrane. The coding region runs from base 1 to 1335 and encodes 444 amino acids. The transcript has 8 exons. The record is from RefSeq and is a predicted model, not a curated record.